Messenger RNA from Scatophagus argus, 2506 nucleotides. Its product is annotated as anti-Muellerian hormone type-2 receptor-like. Gene Ontology annotation, cellular component: signaling receptor complex; plasma membrane. The transcript has 11 exons. Lineage: Eukaryota; Metazoa; Chordata; Actinopteri; Scatophagidae. Gene Ontology annotation, molecular function: transforming growth factor beta receptor activity; ATP binding. The record is from RefSeq and is a predicted model, not a curated record. Gene Ontology annotation, biological process: BMP signaling pathway; protein phosphorylation; cellular response to growth factor stimulus. The coding region runs from base 18 to 1637 and encodes 539 amino acids.
GUGAGGUGGUGGGAGUUAUGCUGGGAAUCGCAGAGAUCUCCUCCCACAUUCCCAGGACUGAUAAAUAUUCACUUUCUGCCUGGAAGUCUGACUUCAGAGUGACCAUGAUCCUAAAAUCGUGGCGGCUGCUUUUGGCUGUGGAAUGCAUCUUUAUACGUAUCUCCAGUCAGUCUUCUCCACAGAAGAGACAGUGUACAUUCCAAGUUACUCCCCAAGGUGACAGAUACUCAACUGCUGGCAAUGUGAGCGGGUCAGUGCAGCUCUGUGAGAACACCCGAUGCUGUGUGGGCUAUUAUAUGAUUGUCAAUGGAAAACCAAAGGUUGACAUUCUUGCUUGUGAUAUAGCUGAAAAGUCUUGCCCAGAUGCAACAUGCAAGGCACAAAUACGUUUCAGUGGUCGCGUCAUUAAGUGUGUGUGCAACACCGACCUCUGCAACAGCAACAUCACUUGGGCCCCAGAGUCAGAAGAGCCUCAACUCACCCGCUAUUCUGGAGGUGAUAUUGUGAAAACUGCAUUAACUCUGGUAGGAAUGCUGCUGGUCCUGUGCUUCAUGAUUGCUGCCAAAUGGAUAAGCCUCUCGAAAAAGAAGAAUCCACCCUCCCUUGAUGAUUACAGUGCCUCACAAGUGUGUUCCUGCCAAACAACAAAACACUCUGAGGUUGAUGUUACUAACAUUGAACUACAGCAGAUUGUGAGCCAUGGAGAUUUUGCAACUGUUUGGCAGGGGAAAUACCAGGGGUCCAUGGUGGCUGUGAAGGUUUUCCCUGAAGGGUGGAAACAGAAAUUUACUACAGAGAGGGAGGUUUAUGAGCUACCAUUAAUGAAGCAUCCUGGCAUUGUCCACUUCCUGGGCGCUGGGUGGAAACCAGAUGGAGGCAGAUGGCUCAUUGUGCUGCAAUUUGCUGAAUGUGGUUCUCUCCACUCUUUUCUGUGUGAAAACACCACCAGCUGGAUGUCAUCACUGAAGCUGUGCCAGUCCUUAUUGCAGGGACUUUCUUAUCUCCACUCUGACCUUCACAGAUAUGAUGCGCAUAAACCUCCUGUGGCCCACAGAGACUUAAGCAGCUCCAAUGUGCUUGUGAGAGCAGAUGGUACAUGUGCCCUGUGUGAUUUUGGAUGCUCCACCAUCCUGCGUUCUUUUUCAGGACAUCGUGGCAGACAGAGCCACACAGCAAAUAUGAUGGAUCAUGCUCAGCGGGGCACGCUGCGCUACAUGUCUCCUGAGAUCCUGGAAGGAUCUGUGAACCUGAAAAACACUGGGAGUUUCAUGCAGGGCGACAUCUAUGCUUUGGCACUGCUGCUGUGGGAGAUCUGGAUGCGCUGCUCUGAUUUAUUUGAAGGCGGAAUUGUUCCACAGCAUCAGCUACCUUACAAAUCUGAGCUUGGAGCCAAUGUAACCAAGGAGAGACUAAUCCUGUAUGUGUGUCAUAUGGACAAGAGACCCUCCAUACCUCAGCACUGGAAACUGCUUCCACAGGGAUCUGCGCUGGAGGAGAUCCUGACAGACUGCUGGGACUGUGACCCGGAUGCCCGACUGACUGCUCAGUGCAUUGUCAACAGACUGGUCUCUCUUCAAUCUUGUCACAAUCUCCAUAUCAAGCAUUUACACUGUUCUCUUUGUGUCACUAGUGUUUAGCUUUUUAGUAUAUUUUCAUGGUUUGAACUGUGUAAGUAGCCUCUUGACUUGGGCAUGUUUCCAUCACUCUCUUUCUUUCUUUCUAUUUACUAUUACUAACUCAUUAACUGGGUCAAUGAAUUGUAAUCCAGGUACAUUAAAGUCUUAAAGUGUAUGCACAAUGGCAUAAAGGGAUUUAAUGUUUUUGAGAAAGAGCAAAAUUCAAUACUUCAUGCUCAGCGUCAGGUUUGUUUGUACUGUUUGCAUAAUUUUAUGUAACUGAUAUCUGAUUUUGCUUUCAUGUUUAAACAAUAUAUUUUUUUUUUACUGCACACAUUUUGACUUGUCAGAGAAGAAAAAUUAGGUAGGACUAAUACCUUUAAUGGUGACUCUGUGUAAGUACUCCAAUCCGAGCCAGGGAGCUCACAUGAGGGAAUGUUUUCUUUUUCAUUGAAAAUUUUGCUGGCUUGCUGUCACACUGUCAUGGCACAGUAAUUAUAUGUUGGGGUGACUGUAUCUCCCCUAAUAUUCAACCCCCCCUCCCCAUAUAUUGAUAUAAAAAUAUACAUUAAAAAAAAAUGUUAUGACAGGUGACCAGAAAUCACCAUGUGGAUUAAUCAUUGAGCCUCUAAUAUUACAGUAUACUGACAGAUCUGCAUGGUUUGACUAAGUGGUGUUGCUGCACCCCAGCAGAUCAAAUUUGGUCCCAUCAAUACAGACUCCAUGGUCACCUGAAUACAACAGUUAAAAUUAUUAGUUAACACCUGUGGAAAAAAACUAAAAAUGUUGCAUGUUGAUUGGUUUGGUUAUGUAGGUGCGACAAAACAAAUCUUUGAUUUUUUUUUCUUUUUUUUUUGGUUCAAAUGAAAUUUAAUAAAACUCUAGAAAGC